AUGCUCGCCCGCUCGUUUGCUCAAUCUGGCGCUCGUGCUGCUAGGAGCCUUGCGCUCCGAAGUGGCUCGGUCCGCAUGGUGACACCCGCCGUUGCUCGACGAUCGCUGCUCACCUCGGCUGCCCAGAAGACGUUUGCUCUUGGUGCUCAGAACACCACCUUUGCUGCUCAGAGGAACUUCUCGUCCUCGCCGAGCCGCAAGGAGAUCGUCAAGGUGCCUCAGAUGGCCGAGUCCAUCACCGAGGGUACUUUGAAACAGUGGAACAAGAAGGUUGGCGACUUUGUCAAGGCCGACGAAGAGGUUGCUACCAUCGAGACCGACAAGAUCGACGUCUCGGUCAACGCUCCUCAAUCCGGCACCAUUGUUGAGGUGUUUGCCAACGAGGAGGACACCGUCGAGGUCGGCAAGGACCUCUUUAAGCUUGAACCCGGUGAGGCUCCCGCUGGCGGUGCCAGCUCUGGCGACAAGAAGGAGGAGGCCAAGGAAGAGAAGAAGGAGGACGACAAGCCCAAGAAGGAAGAGUCCAAGGAGCAGAAGCAGCCCGAGAAGAAGAGCGACGACAAGAAGCCGGCGCCCUCGGCCGACCCUCAGUCGCGUCCCUCAGCCGCUAGCUCGACGCCGCCGCCUUCCAAGUCCUCGUCGUCUUCGUCUUCCUCCGAUUCCUCGUCCAAAUCCUCCUCCUCCUCCUCCUCCUCCUCCUCUUCGUCGUCAUCAAAAUCGGGUGCUGCGAGCCGAGAGGAGAACCGCGUCAAGAUGUCGCGCAUGCGUCUGAGGAUCGCCGAGCGCUUGAAGCAGUCGCAGAACACAGCGGCCUCGCUCACCACGUUCAACGAGAUCGAUAUGUCGAACCUGAUGGCAUUCCGUGCACGACACAAGGACCGCAUCCUCAAGGAGAAGGGCGUCAAGCUCGGCUUCAUGUCUGCUUUUGCCAAGGCGUCGGCGCUCGCGCUCAAGGACGUGCCCGCUGCCAACGCCAGCAUCGAGGGAGCGGGUCUGGGCGACACGAUUGUCUACCGCGACUUUGUCGACCUUUCGGUGGCCGUUUCGACCGACAAGGGACUGGUGACGCCCGUGGUGAGGAACCUCGAGUCGAUGUCGCUGCUCGAGAUUGAGCAGGCGAUCGCCGACCUGGGCAAGAAGGCGCGCGACAACAAGCUUACGCUCGAGGACAUGAGCGGCGGCACUUUCACCAUCAGCAACGGCGGCGUCUUUGGCUCGCUGUUCGGCACGCCCAUCCUCAACUUGCCCGGCUCGGCCAUCCUGGGCAUGCACGCGGUCAAGGAGAAGGCAUGGGUGGUCAACGGCAAGGUCGAGAUCCGCCCCAUCAUGGUGGUUGCGCUUACGUACGACCACCGUCUGCUGGAUGGCCGUGAGGCGGUGACGUUCCUGGUCAAGCUCAAGCAGUACAUCGAGGACAUGCCCAGCAUGCUUCUUUAA
Molecule: messenger RNA, 1437 nt
Organism: Sporisorium graminicola
Lineage: Eukaryota; Fungi; Basidiomycota; Ustilaginomycetes; Ustilaginales; Ustilaginaceae
Exons: 3
Coding region: 1-1437 (478 amino acids)
Biological process (GO): tricarboxylic acid cycle
Cellular component (GO): oxoglutarate dehydrogenase complex
Molecular function (GO): dihydrolipoyllysine-residue succinyltransferase activity
Source: RefSeq, a predicted model, not a curated record